AUGACUACAGUUUUCGAUGUAACGUAUGCGGAACAGAGUAUAGUUGCCAACACCAAGGGGAAGGAGAUUGAAAUAGCAAAAAGAUUUUCAUCUAGAAGAACCAAAACAGCUUGCAUGAUAAAUGGUGCAAUUGCUCCUCACUACAAGGCAUCACUAAUUGACAUCAUGAAAAAUGGGCCAUUUUCUGUCUCCACUGAUGGGUCGAGUGACACAGGGGUCGAAAAAAUGAAUCCAAUGACUGUUGGGAUCUUUGAUGUCAACCGCGGAUGUGUCACAACGCAGUUUUUGGAUAUGUGCAUGUCAUCUCGAUCCACUGCUGAAGCACUGUUUAAUACAAUGGAUGAGGUACUAAAAACACAUUCACUCACCAAACGGAAAGCAUCUCUACAGGAAUAUUGCGAGUUUUGUGAUACCAGCUAUCGAACUGUAAUAAAACAUGUGAACACUAGAUGGCUUAGUUUGGAGAGAGCAGUCAGUCGUACACUCCAACAAUAUGCAGCACUUAGGAGCUACUUUCAGUCAGAACAUGAUAGUAACCCUCGUUUUCAACGACUCAAGAAACUGUUUACUGAUCCCAUGACAGAGGUGUAUCUUUAUUUUUACCAGUCAUCACUUCAAAUAUUCAUAAAUUUUAACAAGUUCUUACAAAGGGAGGAUCCCAUUAUUGGACUUAUUACUCAGCAAAUUGAAUCGUUCUUGAAAAAACUUGCAGGGAAAUUUGUAUCAAUACAGGCAAUCCAGGCAUCAAAACCUGACAUAACCAAUCUUGAGUAUGAUAUCGCCCAUCAGCUUUCGGGUAAUAGUAAUUACUGUACAAUGACAAUUUGUUCACUGGCAUGGUCACCAAAACGCACUUAA
Molecule: messenger RNA, 858 nt
Organism: Anneissia japonica
Lineage: Eukaryota; Metazoa; Echinodermata; Crinoidea; Comatulida; Comatulidae
Exons: 5
Coding region: 1-858 (285 amino acids)
Source: RefSeq, a predicted model, not a curated record